GAUCCGUUUGAGAAGGGCCAACAGCUGUUUGAUGGUAUUUCAGUGUGUGUGCGCACGCAGUCGCUCAUCGAUUAGAAAACGUGUCGUCUAUCGGAGACAGCCGUCACUUUGGACUCCGAUGAGUCCUCUGUCCAUCAGACAGGCUUUAGAGACAAGCUGGACUUGAUUGGCGUCUCUUUGCCAAAGAAAAUGCCUUUCUGAGUUUUGGAGCAGCAGGACUGUAGAGUUCAGAGUGAAAAGGGGGGUCUGUGCCCCCGGCCUCAUUAACCACGCAGUGACGGCCCUGGAUCGGGUCCAGUCCUCUCUCCUGAGAGGACUGGAUGUCUGGCUGUCCUGCUGCUUGCUUUAUUUCUGACACUUGAGCACGUUGUCCCGAUGAUACUGGGCCCGCUUCCUCUUCCCAGUGCAGAGCGUCCGCCGUUCAGGACCACUGAGAGCAGACUGCAGACCACUGGACCCCCACAGGGGACAGGAAGCAGACUUUGUUCACCAGUUUUGAUGAAACUGGGUCUUAGUUUAUUGAGUAAGCAGCGAAUAAAGUUAUGAAGUUGUGUUUUUGACAGUGAUUAACCUCUUCUUUUCAGAGUUCCUUCUGGUGUGUCCAGGACUCUGAGAUCUAUCUGAUCUGUCCUGAAAAUAUACUUGAACCUCUGAGUGAGAUCAGGUUUCCACCCCUGUUGUUUGUAAAAAGACUGACUUGGUUGACAUUAAGAUGAAGAGCCAUUUCAUCAGUCGGGCAUCAGGUUAAUAGAAACACGAGGCUGAACUGUUUCAGAGAAACAGAAAAGUGAAAUCACCUCAGUGGAUUCCUGCAGUGGUUGAAGCUCACACAGAAAUACCCCGAACACAAACUUUCCCCUCGGGUUUUCUCUCUUAGUCUACCUGCUGUGGCUUUAUGUUAAUGAGGGCUGUUCCUGCUGCGACCUGAUUGGCUGCUGUUGUUGAGGGGGGCGUCCCUCUGCCGACUGAAGUCAGGAGAACAGGACGAUUCAGAUCAGAUUUGAGUCAGAUCCUGCAGUGAAGCGGGUUUUUCUGACGUUGUCGAGCUGAAGGAGAGACAGGAAGUCAAACUGACGGACUAAAAAAACCCACCAAAAACACAGAAAGAAGAGUGAAGAGGAAGUUAAGAGAAGCUGGAGUUCUGAACAUGAAACGUCAGGAUGACUGAACCUCAGUUCAUGAACGUCUACGACAGCGAGCUGCAGAUGAAUCUGAUGCAGUACGACUACAUUCCUCCGGUGGACAUAAAGACUGAACCCUACAUACCUGAGACAGCUCACGGCCCGUACAUUCAGAUAAUCGAGGAGCCCAAACAGAGGGGCUUUCGCUUCCGUUACGAGUGUGAGGGUCCGUCCCAUGGCGGGCUCCCGGGGGCCUCCAGCGAGAAGAACAGGAGAACCUACCCGACAGUGAAGAUCAAUAACUACGUGGGUCAGGCCCGGGUGGAGGUCCAGCUGGUGACCCACUCCGAUCCUCCUCGGGUCCACGCUCACAGCCUCGUGGGACGUCACUGCACUGAGAACGGCACCUGCACGCUCGACGUGGGCCCCAACGACCUCACCGCCUCCUUCAGUAACCUGGGGAUCCUCCAUGUGACCAAGAAAGGUGUGGUGGAGGUCCUGAGCAGGAGGCUGAGAGAGGAGAGGAGGAGACAGGAAGGAGCUCACUACCACCUGACAGACUCAGAGGAAAACUCCAUCCUGAAGGAGGCCAAGGAGCUCGGGAAGUCGAUGGACCUGAACAUCGUCAGGUUAAAGUUCACCGCUUACCUGCAGGACAGCAACGGAGGCUUCACCAGAGCGCUGAAGCCCGUCGUCUCCAACCCCAUCUACGACAGCAAAUCGCCCAACGCCUCCAACCUGAAGAUCUCCCGGAUGGAUAAGACGUGUGGCUCCGUCCUCGGAGGGGACGAGAUCUUCCUGCUCUGUGACAAAGUCCAGAAAGAUGACAUUGAGAUCCGAUUUUAUGAGGAAGACGACGAGGGAGGCUGGGAGGCGUUCGGAGACUUCUCGCCAACUGACGUUCACAAACAGUACGCCAUCGUGUUCAAAACGCCGCCCUAUCACAGCGCAGAGAUCGAGCGGCCCGUCACCGUCUUCCUGCAGCUGAAGAGGAAGAAGGCCGGCGACAGCAGCGACCCCAAACAGUUCACCUACAUCCCACAGGUCCAAGACAAAGAGGAGGUGCUGAGGAAGAAGCAGAAGCCGCUACCUCACUAUGAGCCCUGGAGGGGGGGAGGAGGAGGAGGAGGAGGAGGACGAGGCGGAGGAGCAGGGGGAUUUGGAGGAGCUGGAGGAGGAGGAUUCCAGUUCAACCAGCAGAUGAAUGGAGCAGGAGGAGCAGGAGCAGGAGUUUACUUCACAGGAGCCUUCACAGGCUUCAGUGGAGGGGGAGGGGCUCAGAUGUCAGGCUCCACCCCUCAGACAGGCGCUGGACAGACGGGAGGACAGACGGGCUCACCACUACAGCAGCAGCUGCUUCAGAUCGCUGCCGCCCUGCACAGCAGAGCCUCUCAGAGCGCCAGACAGACGGCUGCUGCCCUGCUGCAGUACUGCAGCACUGGGGACGCCCGGGUCCUUCUGGCAAUCCAGAGACACCUUUGUGGUGUCCAGGACGGCAACGGAGACACUCCUUUGCACCUGGCCAUCAUCCAUCAACAGACAGGUGUGAUCCAGCAGCUGAUCCACACUCUGCUCAGCAGCCAGCAGCAAAGCAUCCUGAACACCACCAACCACCUGCAACAGACUCCCCUCCACCUGGCGGUCAUCACCCGACAGGUGAAGGUGGUGGAGGUGCUGCUGAGGGCGGGGGCAGACCCCAGCCUGGUGGACAAAGAUGGCCGAAGUCCCAUCCAUCUGGCAGCACUGGCUGGAGACAGCACCACACUCCGCCCCCUGCUGGCUCACCUGGGAGAGCGCCACGCCCACCUGGUCAACACCCGCGACUACCACGGUCUUCAUCCGCUCCACCUGGCGGUGAAGAAGGACGGCGAGCGCUGCCUCCGUCUGCUGGUUGAGGGCGGAGCUAAAAUAAACGCACCUGAGCAGAAGAGUGGAAAUACUGCCCUCCACCUGGCUGUCCGAGAAAACCUGUUCAAAGUGGCCUGCACGCUCAUCACAGAGCUGAAGGCGGAUGUGAACGCCGUCACCUUUGGAGGAAACACUCCCCUCCACCUGGCAGCCAGUCUGGGCUCUCCGACUCUCUGCUCCAUGCUGAUCGCUGCAGGUGCUGACAAGAACAUGGAGAACGAUGAGCCGCUCUUCCUCAGCUCUUCAGACGAAGAGCACGACGAAGAUGAACCAGUCGGCGAGGAGGUCAGAGAGCGAGAGGCCGCCUCACAGCCAAUCAACCCUCGCAAGAGACCUGCAGGAGGACACACCCCUCUGGACCUCGCCAAAUGCCAAAAGGUGAGGAACCUGUUGAACUCCAGACGGCCGAGACGUCCCGGCUGCAAGAAGAUGAAGCCGAGCAGCACCGAAGAGGUGGAGGCUUCGGGGCUGGACGAGGACACUCUGUCCCGGCUGGUGGACGUGUUGAGUGUCGGGGACGUUCCCUGGAGGAAACUGGCGGAGAAGCUGGGGAUGAUGACGCUGACUCACCUGUACUUGGACAGUCCGACGCCCUGCCAUCACCUGCUGCAGCACUACAAGCUGGGUGGAGGUCCAGUCCAAGGCCUGGUGGACGCUCUCCAGUCUCUUGGUCUGACAGAAGGAGUCCGACUGCUGAGAAACACCGAGCUACGAGACGACAAGCACAGCACAGACACCACGGUCGACAGCGGCUUCGGCAGCCAACCAAUGGAGGACGAGGAGCCUCCUGUGGCCAAUCAGUGACAAGCUGGAAGUAAACUCCCACAUGAGCAGCUUCAGCCGUCUGAUCCUGCAGGACUCCGCAGGACCCUGCAGGACUGGACUGGGAUUCAAACAUCAGAACUCCUCUCCAGCCGAGUCGGACUCUAAUGUUGCAGGAGAGACGAGAGCUGCGUACCAGACGGACAGCGAGACUGUAAAUUCACGGGCGAGUCCCAUAAAAGAGUUUUAGCCAUAAAAUCUGUGAUCUUUGAUCGGCUGUCAAAGACCUGACGGCAGUUUGUUCCUUUUUAUCUUAUUAAAUUUCUCUCUUCAGUUUUCAACUUUUUAGAGUUUUGAUUAAUUUAUAUUUUGCUUUUCUUUGUUCUUUGUAAAGCGGAGUGUGUGUCUUUCUGUGGCUUGUGUGACGACACCAGCGACACAAUUUUACGACCAUCAGUCCAAUAUUGUAUUACUGAUUUAAGACAGUGAAAGCGGAGCUGAGACGCGUUUGAGGAUUGACGUUGGCUGGAAAUCUGAGUUGUGCUGACAUCUGAUGAGAGCUGAUCUGCUUUUUCGUCAGGUGUGGAGCGCAGCACGUCUCACCUGUGGCAGCAGGCGUCGUCAGGGCAGGUUGACCGUCAGUCAGUCAGUCAGUCAGUGAGACGAGGCCACGAAGGAACAGAUUUUAAAUGUUAUGACACGAUAGAAAAUAACGUCAGUGAAAGUUUCACUACAAAGUCAACAUACUUCAGUCAAAAUGAUCAAAUUAAAACAAUAGAAUUCAACAUUCUGACAGAUUUAACUUCUUAUGACAUAAUAAGAAAAAUGUUACUGUUUAACAAAAAUGUUUAGUCAAAAUUAAGACUGAAGUUACUGCAUGAGUUUGGACUUUUAACAUCAAAACUAAAAGAUCAAAAGGUAGCGAAGUGGUGAGGUUUUCAUAAAGUUUGGAAUGUAUGAGUCUGGAAUAUAUGAGUUUACAUUUUUUAAACGUUGUCUCUUGAAAAACAAACUUUAGUUUUAGGGUACAUCAGAAGCGCUUAGCGGUUAGCAGUUAGCGGUUAGCAGUUAGCGGUUAGCAGUUAGCGCUUAGCGGUGCUACAUGAUUGUGUCAUGUUGUGGUUUAUCAGUGAGGAUUAAUUGUCCUUCUGUCUCCGUUAUGUUCAGAAAACGUGUGCGGUGCUUUCUGCAGUAACUUUACGCUCCAGUAGAGGCUGUUUGUACUAAUACUGUGUAUUCAUGUUUUCUCUCCCUCACAGCCUGGAAAUUAAAUAUUUAAUCAGCACUUAACCAGAUAGAAAUGCUGCACUGUUGAGGCCUCGGAAACUAUGAAUAAACAUGACUCUUUGA
Scatophagus argus is the source of this 5141-nucleotide messenger RNA. It is a transcript of the gene nfkb2, whose product is annotated as nuclear factor of kappa light polypeptide gene enhancer in B-cells 2 (p49/p100). Gene Ontology annotation, biological process: inflammatory response; canonical NF-kappaB signal transduction; cellular response to stress. NCBI's taxonomy places the organism in Eukaryota, Metazoa, Chordata, Actinopteri, Scatophagidae. Bases 1161 to 3833 code for a protein of 890 amino acids. The transcript is spliced from 23 exons. Gene Ontology annotation, molecular function: DNA-binding transcription factor activity, RNA polymerase II-specific; RNA polymerase II cis-regulatory region sequence-specific DNA binding; protein binding. Gene Ontology annotation, cellular component: cytoplasm. The record is from RefSeq and is a predicted model, not a curated record.